ACUUUCAACUAUUUAUUCAAGCAACUAAAACCGAUGCUAAAUCAUCUCCUUUUAAUGAAAUUUUCAUUUAUUGGCCAAUGAUAACAAGAUAAGUCGCUUCAUUUAGUAGAAUUUUUAGCGUUGUUAUUGCGAGCGAUGAUUUUUAAUGAAAUCGACGUAAAUAUGCCUGGCUUAGAGAAUGUGUUUGAGCCAUCAACGUCUACCAUCUCAAGCUUUAUAUAUCAUGACGUCGAGCAUGAUCGCGUGAAUAAACAUGACGUCAUAGGCCACGAGAUGGUUAAAGAAGACGACAGUCCGUUGAGAAUGGAAAUACAGCAGUCAAUGGAGGCCGACGUGAACAAAGACUACAUAUACGACUUUGGAAAUGAAAAUAAUAAAAUGAAAUCGUCUGACCAUGAUGAUGCAGAAAAGAGACGCGUGAGACGAGAAAGAAACAAACUUGCUGCUUCAAAAUGUAGAAAAAAACGUAAAGAUCACGUACGAAGUCUCGUUGAGUCUUACGAAUAUCUUGAAGUUUGUAACAAGAAUUUGGAAACGGAGAUUGAGAAAUUACGUUGUGAAAUAACAGAAUUGGAGAAAAUACUGGAUAAUCAUCCAUGUAACCGUGUUCUAUAUCAGGAUAGUUCAAACAACAUUUUACACUGAGAUGUCAUCAUGUAAAUCAUUGGUCAUGCAAAAUGAAAAUUCUCGAAAAAUGUUUACUUUGUCAUUCAUCACACAUCAAAAGUAUUUUAAAUUUUCAUUGUAUGUCGUUAAACUUCAUAAAAACUUAUGUAAUUUUAAUUGCGGUCUGCCAUCAUUGCUCCCUGUAUAUCUGAGGUAUUUUUAUAUUAAGAAUAACUCUCUACUUCUUCA
Xenia sp. Carnegie-2017 is the source of this 855-nucleotide messenger RNA. Its product is annotated as jun dimerization protein 2-like. Lineage: Eukaryota; Metazoa; Cnidaria; Anthozoa; Malacalcyonacea; Xeniidae. The coding region runs from base 136 to 645 and encodes 169 amino acids. The transcript is spliced from 4 exons. Gene Ontology annotation, biological process: regulation of transcription by RNA polymerase II. Gene Ontology annotation, cellular component: nucleus. The record is from RefSeq and is a predicted model, not a curated record. Gene Ontology annotation, molecular function: RNA polymerase II cis-regulatory region sequence-specific DNA binding; DNA-binding transcription factor activity, RNA polymerase II-specific.